AUGAGGAGAACUUGCGCUCUUUGUGGAAAAGUGAGCUGCUUUGAACACAUGAAGCGAAUGAACCACCGGAAAAAGCAGAACCUUAUAAUGGUAGCAUCGCUUUCAUUUCUCGGAAUUGUGGACCGGUCGAAGGUUGACGCUGUGGUGGCAAACAUUAGUAGGGCAUCGAGAUGCAUCUGUCAUUCUCACGUAAUAAGAGCGGCCCAAUAUUUGUGUGCUGAAGUGACAAUUAGCGGAGCACGUCUUUUGUAUGACGACGCAUAUAAAGCAGCAUACUUUCCCACAACGGAUAUUCCAUCACACCUUGCCGAAGUGAUUAACAGGACGAGCAACGCCGGUGAUGUUAUAACCACUCGGGAUGUGGGCUAUUUCAUUAAUGGCUCUUUGAUGAGGUAUUAUGGAACUCCAGCUUGGCCGUCAAAUUAUGAGGAGGAGGAGUCAGAGGAGGCUGUACCCGGUUCAAACGAAUCGGCACUUUGUUCCAAAUUACCCGCUGACGGGCAAGAUGUUAACGUGGAUGACAGUGAAGUAAGUCUCUGA
Cooperia oncophora is the source of this 540-nucleotide messenger RNA. NCBI's taxonomy places the organism in Eukaryota, Metazoa, Nematoda, Chromadorea, Rhabditida, Trichostrongylidae. The record is from the annotation of a GenBank genome assembly.